Molecule: messenger RNA, 1812 nt
Organism: Cephus cinctus (wheat stem sawfly)
Lineage: Eukaryota; Metazoa; Arthropoda; Insecta; Hymenoptera; Cephidae
Gene: RIOK2
Product: serine/threonine-protein kinase rio2
Exons: 6
Coding region: 192-1724 (510 amino acids)
Biological process (GO): protein phosphorylation; maturation of SSU-rRNA
Cellular component (GO): nucleus; preribosome, small subunit precursor; cytosol
Molecular function (GO): protein serine/threonine kinase activity; ATP binding
Source: RefSeq, a predicted model, not a curated record
GCUAAGAUUUUGGUAUCGCCUAAGACCGUAGCGUUGUGCACCUUCCUUUUUAUCUUUGAGGCAUGGCUGGCACUUGGCCCUCUACCAUAUAUGCCUUCUACAAGGGCAUAAAACCACAUAAAACCAAAAAGGAACAAGAAGUAUACAAGAAUAAGUUGUAAACAAAAUUAAUAGCAUAAUUCAUAAUAAUCAUGGGUAAAUUAAACGUGACAAUGUUACGUUACUUAACUAAGGAAGAUUUUCGUGUUUUGACAGCAAUUGAAAUGGGCAUGAAAAACCAUGAGCUAGUACCAAGAUCAUUGGCUGCACAAAUUGCAAACUUACGUCAUGGUGGUGUUCACAAAUUAUUGAAACAGCUUUGCAAACACAACUUAGUCAGUUAUGAACGAGGAAAACACUACAAUGGUUAUAGACUUACAAAUUCUGGAUAUGACUAUUUGGCCUUAAAAGUCCUAGCUUCUCGUGGAGUAUUAUCUUCUUUUGGUAACCAAAUUGGUGUUGGCAAAGAAUCAAAUAUUUACAUUGUUGGAGAUGAGAAAGGAAAUCCUAUCUGUUUAAAACUACACAGACUAGGCCGUAUCUGCUUUCGAAAUAUUAAAGGCAAAAGAGAUUAUCAUCAGCACAGAAAAUCUGUUUCAUGGUUGUAUCUAUCUAGGAUAUCUGCUACUAGAGAGUUUGCUUACAUGAAGGCGCUUCGGGACAGAGGAUUCCCAGUACCAAAGCCAAUUGAUUUCAAUAGACAUUGUGUUGUUAUGGAGCUGGUUGAAGGUGGACCCCUAUGUGGUGUAUAUGAAGUAAAUGAUAUUGAAGCUUUGUACGAUGAAUUAAUGGAUUUAAUUGUACGACUUGGAAAUCAUGGUGUUAUUCAUGGAGAUUUUAAUGAGUUUAAUAUCAUGAUAACUAAUGAGGGUAAGCCAAUCAUUAUUGACUUUCCUCAAAUGGUAUCAACUGAACACAUUAAUGCUGAAGUAUAUUUUGAGAGGGAUGUCAAUUGUAUUCGUGAUUUCUUUAGACGACGCUUUGCAUAUGAAAGCGAGUUAUAUCCAUCAUUUAAAGAUAUAUCACGUGAAGAUUGUAUAGACGUUGAAAUUAAAGCCAGUGGUCUCACAAGACAAAUGGAAAAAGAUUUAUUAGUAGAAAUGGGUAUAGAGGAAUGUGAAGAUGUCGAUGAAGAUGAUGAGGAAGAAAAAGAUAAAGAAAAUAUCAAAAAGACCGAGGAAGAAAUAAAUUAUUUACGAGAUCAAGUAGAACAAAUAGUGGAAAGCGACUCAAACAAAAUGCGGGAAACAGGCUUGAUGGAAUCAACGGAAAAAAUUAAGGACACUAUAGAAAAUCUUGGAAAAUUAAAAAUUGACGAGAACCUUGCGUUAAGAUCUGACUAUAAAGAAGAUGAUCGGCUUAUAGAUACGCAAAAAAGUAUUCUUGACUCUGAAGAGAGAGACGCCAUUGCUGAAAUGAAUAUCACACAGGCAACUCACGGUUCAAAUAAUGAGUCGUCCGAUGAUGAAUUUCAGGAUUCACUAAGUGUCAGAAGUGUUUCCACAGCGGCGACUAUCGCGCCUGAAGUAAUAAAGCAUCGAAUGAGACAGACGCUGGAAAAACGCGAAAAAAAGGGUCAGUCGAGGAAAAUAUUGGCGAAGGGUGAAGCCAGCGCGACGACGCGGACACGUCGUGAAAACCGAGACACCAUUCGACAAUCCAGUGGCAUAUGGGGUUGGGAAUAAUAAAUAAUUACAGUCAUACCUUAACUUCAUACGAAUUACAUACUAACUGUACAACUGUGGAUAAUAAAUCCUAAAUUGUCGGAGUGUA